AUGAAUGCAGAUUCUUUAUCAUUUGAAACUGUAGUUAUAAAAGUUGAAAACAGUGACAAGGAUUGGCAAGUGGAAAAUAAUUCUGACAGUCAAGGAAUCAAAGAUUCUAAUUUCGAUUAUCCAAUAGAUAUUGACGACGUAAAACUGGAGAAAAUUGAAGAUUCUUCAGAAGACAUUGAUGCACCUGAUUUUAUGCACAAAAAUGUGGACAGUACCUCUUUAAAAAAACAAUUAUUCCUUGAAAAUAAUCAAAGUUCACUAAUUACAAUGAAGAAGAAAAAUGAAGUGAAAAAUUUGCAUAAAAAAUCAGAAAUAAAUAUAAAAAAUUACACCUGCGAUCAUUGUCAAGCGACUUUUGAUAAAAAGUCAAUAAUUAGGACGCAUAUUAAGACUCACCAAGCAGACUUGUUCCAUGAAAAGUCUCAGAAUAAACCCCCAGAAACAGAGUCGGAAGAAAAACCAUACUCUUGUGACGUCUGUCCCUCAAAGUUCCGUUUCGAAAGAUAUUUAAAACAGCACAAGCGAAUAAUCCACACAGAAAAAAAGCGUUUCUCUUGCGACAGUUGUUCCUCCUUAUUCCGAACAAGAACUCAUUUGAAAAGACACAUGAUUUGUCACACGAGAGAACAGCCUUACGCUUGCGACAUCUGUAGGUCUCUGUUCCGGCGAAGAGGUAGCCUAAAAAAACACAUGCUAACUCAUAAGGAAGAAAAACCUUAUGAGUGUAAUAUUUGCUCGUUGAAAUUCCGGCACAGAGAUUACUUGAACAGUCAUGUUAGAAUCCACUCGACGGAAAAACCUUUCGCUUGCAGCGUCUGUUCCUCCCAGUUCCGCCACAGAAGUACUUUGAACAUGCACCUCAAGAGCCACGAGCAAGAGGAACCUUGUUUGUGCGCAAUCUGCGAAGCUAAGUUUAGGAACAAGAAGAAUCUUAGAGAACAUAUGAGGAUUCAUGUGGGAAAUAAACCUCAUAAGUGUGGACUUUGUUCUUCUAGGUUCUUGAAGAAAAGUCUUUUGGAAAAACACAUGAGGGUACACACUAAGGAACGUCCGUUUUUGUGUAAUAUUUGUUCGUCUGAUUUCCGGCAGAAAAGAGCUUUGGAUCAACAUAUGAAAGUUCAUUUUAAUUAA
Cotesia congregata is the source of this 1131-nucleotide messenger RNA. Lineage: Eukaryota; Metazoa; Arthropoda; Insecta; Hymenoptera; Braconidae. The record is from the annotation of a GenBank genome assembly.